Messenger RNA from Actinia tenebrosa (Australian red waratah sea anemone), 2071 nucleotides. Its product is annotated as ras-related protein rab-11.1. The record is from RefSeq and is a predicted model, not a curated record. Lineage: Eukaryota; Metazoa; Cnidaria; Anthozoa; Actiniaria; Actiniidae. Gene Ontology annotation, molecular function: GTP binding; GTPase activity.
UGAUCACUGGGUCGUUCUAAUAGAGCACUCGAGGUACUUUUGUCGAACAGCAGUAAAAGACCACGCAUUUUCGACAUAUUUGGGUUGAUAUUUUUUCCUAUUCAGGAUGGCAGGAGGAAGGUACGAUCAUUACGACUACCUCUACAAGAUAGUGCUCAUUGGCGACUCUGGUGUAGGGAAGUCGUCUCUUUUAUCACGGUUUACGAGGAACGAGUUCGACUUGGAGUCCAAGUCCACCAUAGGAGUGGAAUUUGCAACUCGAAGCAUCACAGUUGACGGGAAAGUUAUAAAAGCUCAGGUUUGGGAUACUGCUGGUCAAGAAAGAUAUCGUGCUAUCACAAGUGCCUACUACAGGGGUGCUGUUGGCGCUGUACUAGUUUAUGAUUUAACGAAGCAAAAAACCUUUCAAGAUGUAGAAAGAUGGUUAAUGGAAGUGAGAGAACAUGCCGACCAAUCAAUAGUUGUCAUGCUGGUUGGCAAUAAAUGUGACUUGAAACAUUUGAGGGCAAUUGUAACAGAAGAUGCGAAAAAGUAUGCCGAAGAAAAUAGUCUAUCUUUUAUUGAAGCCUCUGCUCUGGAUGCAACUAAUGUCGAAGAAGCAUUCCAGCAAACAAUCUCAAAAGUCCAUCACGUUCAAUUAGCAAAGAUGAAAAAGGAGCUGGACCAAAGAGGACCAGAGGACAAAGGAACUGCCAAUCGCUCUGCACAAAAUAAUCAAAUUAAUUUGGAUCAAAAUUCUUCUUCUAAGAACUGCUGCAUAAUCUUGUAGGGUUAAUACAGAUACAUCUAUAUCGGGCAAACAUCAAAUCACAGAGUUUAUUUUUAAAAUUACCCUUUGCAUUAUUGAUAAUUAAUGAAAUGAAAAAUAUAGAUAUUACUUAAUUGCCUUGUAUUAUAUAAUCACAGUUCACCAACAAGCCAUUGUUUAAGAUCCUUAAAGUUGUAAGACCUAUAAUCCACAGAAUUUGAAACAUCCUAGCUUGCAUGCACUCUUCCGGCUGUGUGAUGUAAUGUUAGUCCUUUCCAAUCACAUACAUGAAAUCACACAAUUUGCUGUCUGUUAUGUUAUGCUUUAUUGGGUACUAGUGUUGGAUCCUAUACUGGUGAUUACACACGGCCAUAUACUACAAGAUCAGUUCUGAAAUCAAACUAAGUAAUUCUAUAUAGGGUGUGACGUAAUGUCACGCCAUGAACAGUAACAUAAUAUAACACUGUCAUUGUGGCAAAAUAGUAUUUUGGUAGAUGCAAUCAAAAUGUUUCCAAGAAUUUUAAAAAGGAACAUACCUAAGUAAUUUCAUGGAAACUCCUGAUGUGAUGUCCAUCAAAACCUACUUCAUAGUGACGUAAAAUUGUAAGAAUUUUCAUGUUGUAAGAACUUAAUAAUAUGUAUCUCCACUGCAUUGCUUCUGCCCCUAUUGGGAAUUAAAAGGGUGACAAUUAUGAAGAGUACUAGAACUAGGUGGCAAAGGGGUUCGCAUCACACUUCAGGCCGAGUUGUUAAACUAAAUCAUGUCACAGAGAAAAUUUUUGACCUCCCAUACAUUACAUAUAACCUCACAUUUUGCAAAUGCAAAUCACAUGGCUUUUUUGAGAACUGCUGGCUUUCACUUAGCUGAUAAAAGGUUUUGAAUCUCAUUAUCUGCUCCACAUGGUGGUCAAACACUGACCACCAUGUGCUUUUAGCCAGAAAGAAUUCUAUUGAAAACUUGCAAUGCAGCUGAUUAACAUUCUGCACCAUAUGAAAUUGUCACUAGUGCAACUCAGCAAUAUAAUCACUUGUCUGACAGCUAAUUUUGGUGCUAUUACACAUCAUGCAGAAACCCUUUGCCACUCUAUUAGAAAAAAACUUCAAUAGCUUUUCUUUAAUUCAUUAAACUUCAAAAGGCUGCUCAGCCAAGGAAUGCUGCUUUUACUCACCUGUAUUCGGCUAUAACAACAAGUGAAAUCUUGCAUGUCUUAGUAAAGGAUUGCGUAGAGGUUUACAAUGAUUAUCUAAUAUCAUGUGGAAGAUUACAUCUUGUGUGUGACAAACAUCUGCUUAAUUAAAUUCAUGAUUAAAUCAAUGAUCGCA